CGGAUUCGGAGCUCCUGCGGAGCUGAGCCCUAUAGGGGUCCUGGAACCGCGUGGUACUGACCCUGGUUCCCGACUCACCGUGUUCUCGCGACGCCACUGGCUGGACCCCGGGAUGCCGGGCGUCUGCGCCCGGGGCCUCUCUCACGGGGAGAGGAAGCAGCUAGCCGUGAACCUCACCCGUGUCCUGGCGCUCUACCGUUCCAUCCUGGACGCUUACAUCAUCGAAUUUUUUACUGACGACCUGUGGGGCACAUUGCCUUGCACGUGGCAGGAAGCGCUGGAUGGACUGAACCCGCCACAGCUCGCCACGCUGCUGCUGGGGAUGCCUGGGGAAGGUGAAGUGGUCAGGUACAGGUCAGUGUGGCCACUCACCCUGCUGGCCCUGAAGUCCACAGCCUAUGCCCUGGCCUUUACCCGGACACCUGGGUCUCAGACCCCCUCAGAGUUCCUGGAGAACCCCAGCCAGAGCUCCCGACUGACAGCUCCGUUCCGGAAACACAUCAGACCUAAGAAGCAGCAUGAGAUCUGGAGGCUGGGUGAGUUGGUGAAGAAGCUGAGUGACCUCACAGGCUGCACCCAGGUUGUGGACGUAGGCUCAGGCCAGGGCCAUCUCUCCCGAUUCAUGUCCCUGGGGCUGGGGCUGAUGGUGAAGAGCAUUGAAGGGGACCAGAGACUAGUGGAAAGAGCCCAGUGCCUGGACCAGGAACUCUUGCAGGCUCUGGAGAAAGAGGAGAGGAGGAACCCACAGGCGGUCCCGACUGGCCCUCGACACUCCCCGCACCAUGUGGUUCGGUGGGUAGACCCCACGGCUCUGUGUGAGGAGCUUCUGGUUCCCCUGGAGAACGCGCCUCCGAGCGGUGCCCGCCUGCUGCUCACAGGCCUCCACGCCUGUGGGGACCUGAGUGUCUCCUUGCUCAGGCACUUCAGCUGCUGCCCGGAGGUGACGGCCCUGGCCUCGGUGGGUUGCUGCUACAUGAAGCUGAGUGACCCUGGCGGGUACCCGCUGAGUCAGUGGGUGGCCGGGCUGCCUGGCUGUGAACUGCCCUACAGGCUGCGGGAGGGCGCCUGCCACGCCCUGGAGGAAUAUGCUGAGCGGCUGCAGAAAGCAGGCCCCGGCCUCCGGACCCACUGCUACCGGGCAGCACUGGAGACAGUCAUCCGGCGUGCCCAACCGGAGCUGCGCCGCCCUGGUGUGCAGGGGAUCCCCCGGGUCCACGAGCUCAAGAUCGAAGAAUACGUGCAGCGGGGGCUGCGGCGAGUGGGGCUGGACCCCCAGUUGCCGCUGAAUCUGGCUGCCCUUCGGGCCCACCAGGCCCAGGAGAACCGUGUGGUAGCCUUCUUCACCCUGGCUCUGCUGCUGGCCCCGCUGGUGGAGACCCUGAUUCUACUGGACCGGCUGCUUUACCUUCAAGAGCAGGGCUUCCAUGCUGAGCUCCUGCCCAUCUUCAGCCCUGAACUCUCUCCCAGAAACCUGGUUCUUGUGGCCACCAAGAGGCCCCUGGGUGAGGCCCUGUCUGUGCUAGAGACUGAAGACAGCUGACACAGCCUGAGGAAGGGCCCACCUCAGACUCCACCUGAAGCUGCCCAGGUGCCACACACCAGGUGGCAGGGUCCGCACAUCUUGCUCAGAAAACCAGCAUCCUGUCCUGGAAUCCUGGUUCCCCACAACCCUUUAGCUUCGUAUGCUUUCUCCCCCUCUAUGUGUUAUGUAAUAUUAUGUAAAAUUUUAUUUUUAAUUUACUAAACAGUGGAAAUCUCUA
This is a messenger RNA of Manis pentadactyla (Chinese pangolin), 1760 nucleotides long. It is a transcript of the gene METTL25B, whose product is annotated as methyltransferase like 25B. The transcript has 8 exons. The record is from RefSeq and is a predicted model, not a curated record. Gene Ontology annotation, molecular function: rRNA (adenine-N6,N6-)-dimethyltransferase activity. Lineage: Eukaryota; Metazoa; Chordata; Mammalia; Pholidota; Manidae. The coding region runs from base 113 to 1540 and encodes 475 amino acids. Gene Ontology annotation, biological process: rRNA modification.